Messenger RNA from Chiloscyllium plagiosum (whitespotted bambooshark), 439 nucleotides. The record is from RefSeq and is a predicted model, not a curated record. NCBI's taxonomy places the organism in Eukaryota, Metazoa, Chordata, Chondrichthyes, Orectolobiformes, Hemiscylliidae.
AGCUGUUUGGGGUUAAUGUUCAUACCUUGCUCUUGUUCUCUAUAACAGUUCAAGAGGAUGCUGAACCGUGAAUUGACCCACCUGUCUGAAAUGAGCCGCUCAGGGAACCAGGUCUCUGAGUACAUAUCCAGUACCUUCCUUGACAAGCAGAAUGAAGUGGAGAUCCCACCUCCCACCCAGAAAGACCGAGAGAAGAAGAACAAACAGCCCAUGUGUCACAUCAGUGGAGUGAAGAAACUGACCCACAGCUCAAGCCUCAACCUGAGUAACUCAAGCAUCCCCAGGUUUGGAGUAAAGACUCAUCAGGAAGAAGCACUAACAAAGGUAACAUUGGGUUGUUGGUCCCCAGGGCACAAAUACCAGCCAACUGCUCCAGGCUUGAAGUGGAAACUCUGUGAAAACCCCAGGGAAUUGUCAAGCUGGCUCUGGGUUUAGCACU